ACUUCUGCACUCUUUCACGUAGUCGCUUUCCCCUAAGUCCUGACUUUUCCUGGAGGUCGCACCGGGUGAGGGCCCGUCUCGCUGCUGGCUUGCCGCGGCAGUGACGUACAAGGUAGAACACUAAGGUCAAAGGUCAGCUCCAGCAAAGAAACACCCCUUCAACGCUUAACGGGGGGAAUCGGGGACGCGGGGCUUUGUGCCCCGGAAGCGGAAGUGUGUUUUCACGGAGGGCUGAACCCCGCCGAGUGAUGACGUCUCCUCAUUGGGCGGAAGGUUCGGUGGCAGUCGUCGGUGUUCCAGCUGGUGGGAGUUGGCUUCACUGUGUUGGGCGCUGGGCCCCAAGUUCCUGGAGCUGGGAAGUUGGGCUGCGGGGUCCGUCCCUGUCCUUCUGCUUCCAGCGUUCCUGGGUUUCCUUCUGCGGCGUGGGGCCUCGCCCAGGACUCGCCGGCCCUGUGGGGCCACGGCUUUAGCGGUGCCUUUCGCGAGUUCUCAUAAGUACAUCUUAAAACCUUCAAGAUGGUUCUAGCAGAUCUUGGAAGAAAAAUAACAUCAGCAUUACGCUCAUUGAGCAAUGCCACCAUUAUCAAUGAAGAGGUAUUAAAUGCUAUGCUGAAAGAAGUAUGUACAGCAUUAUUGGAAGCAGAUGUUAAUAUUAAACUAGUGAAGCAACUAAGAGAAAAUGUUAAGUCUGCAAUUGAUCUUGAAGAGAUGGCAUCUGGACUGAACAAAAGAAAAAUGAUUCAGCAUGCUGUAUUUAAAGAACUUGUAAAGCUUGUAGACCCUGGAGUUAAAGCGUGGACACCGACUAAGGGAAAGCAAAAUGUGAUCAUGUUUGUUGGAUUGCAAGGGAGUGGUAAAACAACAACGUGUUCAAAGUUAGCAUAUUAUUACCAGAGGAAAGGUUGGAAGACCUGUUUGAUAUGUGCAGAUACAUUCAGAGCAGGAGCCUUUGACCAGCUAAAACAGAAUGCCACCAAAGCAAGAAUUCCGUUCUAUGGAAGCUAUACUGAAAUGGAUCCUGUCAUCAUUGCUUCUGAAGGAGUGGAAAAAUUCAAAAAUGAAAAUUUUGAAAUUAUUAUUGUUGAUACAAGUGGUCGUCACAAACAAGAAGAUUCUUUGUUUGAAGAAAUGCUUCAAGUUUCUAAUGCUAUACAACCUGAUAACAUUGUUUAUGUGAUGGAUGCUUCCAUCGGACAGGCUUGUGAGGCCCAGGCGAAGGCCUUUAAAGAUAAAGUAGAUGUAGCUUCAGUAAUAGUGACAAAACUUGACGGUCAUGCAAAAGGAGGUGGUGCUCUUAGUGCAGUUGCUGCCACAAAAAGUCCAAUUAUUUUCAUUGGUACAGGGGAACAUAUAGAUGAUUUUGAACCUUUCAAAACACAACCUUUCAUCAGCAAACUCCUUGGAAUGGGUGACAUUGAAGGACUAAUUGAUAAAGUCAAUGAAUUGAAGUUGGAUGAUAACGAGGCACUCAUAGAGAAGUUGAAGCACGGUCAGUUUACAUUGCGAGACAUGUAUGAACAGUUCCAGAAUAUUAUGAAAAUGGGCCCAUUCAGUCAGAUCUUGGGGAUGAUUCCUGGCUUUGGCACAGAUUUUAUGAGCAAAGGGAAUGAGCAGGAGUCAAUGGCAAGGCUGAAGAAACUGAUGACAAUCAUGGACAGUAUGAAUGAUCAAGAACUGGACAGUACAGAUGGUGCCAAGGUUUUCAGUAAGCAACCAGGCAGAAUCCAAAGAGUUGCCCGGGGAUCAGGUGUGUCAACAAGAGAUGUUCAAGAACUUCUGACCCAGUAUACCAAGUUUGCACAGAUGGUCAAAAAGAUGGGAGGUAUCAAAGGACUUUUCAAAGGUGGUGAUAUGUCUAAGAAUGUGAGUCAGUCACAGAUGGCAAAAUUAAAUCAACAAAUGGCCAAAAUGAUGGACCCACGAGUUCUUCAUCACAUGGGUGGCAUGGCCGGCCUUCAGUCAAUGAUGCGGCAGUUUCAGCAGGGUGCUGCUGGCAACAUGAAAGGCAUGAUGGGAUUCAAUAACAUGUAAAGAUGCCCCCUUACUAGGAAUGGACAUGGUGGAUGAUGUCAUCUGCCGAGACCUCACACUUUCUCUCCCUCUUGCAAACGGGGAAGAAGGAUAUUCUUGCCUGUCUUGCCUUCAUUCUUUUGUCUCACCGUUUUCCUUGUCUCCCUUCCCUUCUGAUGUUCGGGAAGAGUGCCUGGUUUUUGUGGAAGUCAUCAUUUCUGCUUUAAAUCUAUUAGUUUUCAACGUCAUAACACUUCUUAAGUUAAACAAAUCAUGAUGUAAAAUUAUAGUACUUAAAGGUUUUUAAUUGUCUCAAAGGCCAAGCGUUAGAUUUAUAAACAGUUGCAAUCAGUAAAUUACAUGAUAUUGAAGAAAAGUGCUACAAAAUAAACUUCAAGUGAUAAGUUAAAGGGUUCAUUAACUUUCUUUAUGGUUUGAUGUGGUCAGCUUACCACCUAGAAAAUAGGCAAAAAGCCAGCAGGUACAUAUAAAGGGAUAUAUGGUAGAAUGGUUUAAUCAUGAGUAUUAAAAAAAUGUUACUUAUUUUAGGAUAAAAUAACUUUAUUCCAAGAAACUUUAGCUUUGCCAUUUAAAAUUGAAAUCAAGAAUUUGGUUAUAGUUCAUAAUGUAUGAUGUUUUGUAUCAAACUUAAAUUUUUUACAUAUUUUGGAGUCUCGUGGUCCUGAUUGUUUUUAAAGCCAUUUUUAUGUUUCUUACAUACUAUUGAAAAAUGAUAUGUUUUGAUAAUAGAUAAUACAUAAAUUUGCUAAUGGAAAGUAAUACUAAAUUAUUAGACUACAUUAUUACAUAUUAAAAAUAA
Mus pahari (shrew mouse) is the source of this 2830-nucleotide messenger RNA. It is a transcript of the gene Srp54, whose product is annotated as signal recognition particle 54. The transcript is spliced from 16 exons. Gene Ontology annotation, molecular function: endoplasmic reticulum signal sequence receptor activity; GTP binding; 7S RNA binding. NCBI's taxonomy places the organism in Eukaryota, Metazoa, Chordata, Mammalia, Rodentia, Muridae. Bases 517 to 2031 code for a protein of 504 amino acids. Gene Ontology annotation, cellular component: cytosol; signal recognition particle, endoplasmic reticulum targeting. Gene Ontology annotation, biological process: SRP-dependent cotranslational protein targeting to membrane; SRP-dependent cotranslational protein targeting to membrane, translocation. The record is from RefSeq and is a predicted model, not a curated record.